AUGUACACAACAGAGAUGCUCAAAUCCAUUUGUCUGCUGGGGUCUCUUCAGUUUCAUCGAAAAGGAAAGGAGCCUGGUGGGGGAACCAAGAGUUUGGACUGCAAAAUUGAGGAGAGUACUGAAACACCUGCUCUAGAGGACUCCUCAUCAUCCCCUGUAGAUAUUCAGCAACAUUCCUGGCAGGUUUCCACAGACAUUGAGAACACUGAAAGACAUGCGAGAAAUGAAAAACCUUUUAAGCAAACUCAGGGAAACUAUGCCUUUACCAUUGAAAAAUCAAGGUAA
This is a messenger RNA of Puma concolor (puma), 285 nucleotides long. The record is from RefSeq and is a predicted model, not a curated record. Lineage: Eukaryota; Metazoa; Chordata; Mammalia; Carnivora; Felidae.